Rana temporaria (common frog) is the source of this 4190-nucleotide messenger RNA. It is a transcript of the gene TBC1D16, whose product is annotated as TBC1 domain family member 16. Gene Ontology annotation, molecular function: GTPase activator activity. Bases 139 to 2343 code for a protein of 734 amino acids. Gene Ontology annotation, biological process: activation of GTPase activity. The record is from RefSeq and is a predicted model, not a curated record. The transcript has 12 exons. Gene Ontology annotation, cellular component: early endosome. NCBI's taxonomy places the organism in Eukaryota, Metazoa, Chordata, Amphibia, Anura, Ranidae.
CGGAUCCGCCCCGCCCCAAUGCUCGUGCUUCAGGCCGGACGGGGCAGUGAGCGGCGUGUCCCAGAGGCAGAGUGCCGUGUGUGGAGGGCUGGCCGGGGGCAGUAGGUUUGAAGGUUAACAGAGGAUGGAAUUAUUGCCAUGUCUUUGGGACAGCUUCUUCGUCGUGCUUCCUCCAAGGCUUCCGACCUCCUGACCCUUGGCUCAGACGGAGGAACAUCCUCUAUACUAGAUGGAGAGAUAAUAUUCUCGAAAAAUAAUGUGUGUGUACAUCCCCGAGAGCUACUGCAAGAUGUUUCAACACAUCAUCCUGGAUACUUGUGUGUCUACAUGGAGAAAGAUGAGUCUCUGGGUGCCACCUUGAUUUUGGCCUGGGUUCCUAACUCUCGCAUUCAGCGUCAGGAUGAAGAGGCCUUGCGUUACAUUACUCCUGAGAGUUCACCAGUCCGAAAAGUUCAACGAAAAAGAAAUCGGCACCUUCCAAAAACUGCUUCUUCCUCAUCUCAAAAACCAUCCACAUUUACCAAAGAAAAUCCAGGAGACAACCCAGGACAGAAUGCUGCUUAUACUCCUGGAGAGCAGAAUGCCUCUGAUGUCUCUGAAGAGGGAACAGGGGAUGUUGUAGAACAAGGCGAAGAUGAACGGUCUUUGGACAUAUCUUCUGAUGAAGUGAGCAAAGAUAGCCCUUUGGACUCUGAUUCUGAUGCAUUUUCUUCUCCCUUUUGUCUGUCCCCUAUAAGCGAAGCUCUAGGAGAAAGCAGUGGUUCUGUUUUUUUGGAGAAUGAGAUGAGGCAAGAUUCUGAAAGUCACAUGACCUGCUAUGCAUCCAGCCCUGAAGCCAACUCCCAUUAUCGAGAGAUAAACGGUCGUGGAAACCCUGCAAAAUGGGAGGAGCAGCAAAAACUCCUGGCACUUGAGCAGACAUGUGGAGUGUUCAGGGUGGACUUGGGUCAGAUGCGUUCACUGCGCCUCUUCUUUUGCGAUGAAGCUUGUACCAGUGGACAGUUGGUGAUCGCCAGCAGAGAAAGUCAGUACAAAGUUUUUCAUUUCCAUCAUGGAGGACUGGGAAAAUUAUCCGAAGUGUUCCAAAAGUGGAAGUACUGCCAGGAGACACAGCUGAAGGAUAAGAAGCAGCAGGUAUCAGAGGACAAGACCUGUCUCCACUUCUCAAUACAGAGGCCUAAUAUACCUUCUACUGAAGCUCAUCCUGAAGAGGGAAUGUACCAGAAACUUGAUGUUACUCUGUGGUUGCAACAUUUCAAUGAUGUUGGACAGGUGGAGGAAGAGUACAAACUCCGCAAGGCAAUAUUUUUUGGUGGCAUUGAGACAUCCUUGAGGGGAGAAGUGUGGCCAUUCCUUCUUGGAUACUACAACUGGGAGUCCACUAGUGAGGAGCGUGAAUCUCUGCGGGUUCAGAGAAGAGAGGAAUAUGCCCAGAUCCAGAAUAAAAGAGUCUCCAUGAGCCCUGAUGCUCAGAAAGAUUUCUGGAGAAAGGUUCAGUUUACAGUGGAUAAAGAUGUUGUGAGGACAGACCGGAGUAACCAGUUCUUCAGAGGAGAGGACAAUCCCAAUGUAGAGGCUAUGAGGAGGAUCCUGUUGAACUAUGCCGUGUACUGCCCUGGAGUCGGUUAUUCGCAAGGAAUGUCAGAUCUUGUGGCACCACUGUUGGCAGAGAUCCUAGAUGAGUCUGACACCUUUUGGUGUUUUGUCGGCCUUAUGCAAAACACCAUUUUUAUCAGCUCGCCUUGUGACGAGGACAUGGAAAAGCAGUUGAUGUAUCUUCGUGAGUUACUGCGUCUUGUUUACGCUCGUUUUUAUCAACACUUGCUGUCUCUUGGAGAAGAUGGUCUCCAGAUGCUGUUCUGUCACCGUUGGAUGCUUCUUUGCUUCAAAAGGGAAUUUCCAGACUCUGAGGCCCUCAGGAUGUGGGAAGCAUGCUGGGCUCAUUAUCAGACAGAUUAUUUCCACCUUUUCCUCUGUGUUGCCAUUAUUGUUCUGUAUGGAGAUGAUGUCAUUGAGCAGCAGUUGCCAACAGACCAGAUGUUGCUACAUUUCAGUAACUUGGCCAUGCAUAUGAACGGAGAUCUGGUUCUUAAAAAGGCAAGAAGUUUACUUUACAAGUUUCGCCUCUUGCCUAAAAUUCCCUGCAGUCUGCAUGAUUUGUGCAAGUUGUGUGGGUCAGGCAUGUGGGACAGCGGUUAUAUCCCACCAGUGGAAUGUACAGGCCAACACCCAGAAUCCAACGACUGCCUGUAUGGUGGCACUGUAGCAGGGCCAGCUCCGAAUCCUCAAAAACACACCAAGAAAAGACACAAAUCACUUGAUGUUUUCACAUUCAGGAAAUAAAAAGCCAGGUACAGUUGCAAGAAGAAAAAAAUGCAACAAACUGAUACACACACAGAAGAUGCUGAUCAUGAACUAUCUGUGGCUUAUGUUUCUCACAAAGACUCGUCUUCAACCAAACCCUUGAGAUUGCUCAAGAUAUGCAAUUCUAGAUCCUCCCCACAUCCUCUGUUUGAGUUUUAGCAGAUUGAGUAGUAGAGCAGGGUUAAAACUGUUUACAAAAAGAUAAUUUUCCAUCACACCUAUGAAUUUUUUUCAGAAUACAGAUCAUGCUUCUCUUUAGCUUCCUAGAUACAAAUCUGCUGCUGGUUAAGAGUCAACCUGUUUGUGAGUGAUGCAAGAAGAAUGAGCUGUGUUAGUGUUUAAAUGCACAUACUGUAACAGCUACUCUACAUGCUGAGUGGCUUAAAGUGUCCUCUGUGGUGAUUAAUAAUGGACCUGUUUCUACAUUGCCCUGUUAAGGGGCAUGUCUGGGUAAAACAAGUACAAUUAGAAAUAUGUGGUACAUCUCAGCGGUAUGUGCAAAUGUUAUCCCUUUUAAAAACACUGCUUGUACAGAAAAAUAUAUGUUGAUCAGCCAAAAAUCCUGUAAGCUCCUAACCUUUCACAUGGGCGCCUCCAUCUUUUAAAUUCUGCUUGCUCCUCGGGGGAUCACUCCACUGAUCACCGCCAAGCAAGCAGAUGACAGGUCCAUGUCUGCCGAACAGAGCGGACACAGUCCCACUCUUCUCUAUGGGGAAAUCAGAUGGAAACAGAUCGCCUGUCCGUUUUCAUGCGAUCAGCCAGACAGAUAGAAACUAGGACCACCAUCUUUUUUUGGCGUGCAGGAUCGGAUAGCGUCGGUGGUCAGUGGACAUGUGUCUGCUGACAUCCACCACUCCAUAGAGGAGACUGAAAGGUCUGAUCAGGUCCGCCUGAAAAACUGACAGACGGACCUGAUCAGAAGGCCUGUGCGAAAGGAACCACGUGUUGAAGCUUCAGGGACUUAAUAGCACUACUUUUACAAAGUGGUGCUAUUAUUGCACUGAAUUAAAAAAAUAAAUGGCUUCAGUUUAUAGAACAAAACUAUAGGUAAUUAAGACCAACUCUAUAAGCAUACAGAGACAGGCAGUGUGCCUGUUUCUCUAUGCUGCUGUGUAGCUGAGUGGUAAGUUUGCCGCUGCUACCUUCUUUCUUGUUGGUGCUGACAGUGGAUGAAGCCUGAUGGGAGAGCUGGGAUGCUAGUUCCCCAUAAGAUCUGUUCUUUCCUUGUGAUAGCAGGAUGGGCAGAUGCUAUACCUAGUAGCAGGCUGUCCAUUCCCUAUGGAUCCACCCAUUGCUUUCUGUCAAUUCAAGGGAAGCAGACCUGAUAGGGAACUAGUGUAUUGGCUUCUCCAUGAGGUUCUGCCCACCCACCUCAAAAUUCUAUGGUGCUGUGCUGUCUGCGAUUGCUGCAGCAGUGGGGAGGGAGCUUGGCUGCACCGAGGACAGAGGGUCUGUAUUGACACUCCCUGCUUUGAAAAAAAGGGGAAACAUGGGGAAUGUGCAUGUGUUGCAGAGAUGUACUUAUGUAUUUCUUAAAGUUAUUUUGCCCAGACUUUAAGAUUGUUCUCAAGUGGAUCAAGCUUUGGGGGAUAAAUGCGUAAAAUAAAGAUGGGAAACUACAUUAAGGUGAGCAGAAAGGUGUCAUAUCUUUUUAUUAUAACUUUAAGACAUUCUUGACAUCUGACCAUACUGAAAUUGCCAGUGAAGCACAAUCCUAUAUCCUCUUUAUUUUACGGACUCUUCUUUAUCAUUACAGAGUAUAAGAUAGAAAUAUGCGAAUGGGUCCUUCACCAAUGUUUUUGUAAUAAAAAUAAUCAUCCACUGUG